AAAUUGAUCCGACUGUCGUGAAAUGAUGAGAUGACUCCGAUAUGAACGUUCUGUAUUUCGCAAGCGUGCUCCUCUUUGCUCUUAAACUUCAAAAGAGGAGCAAGAUACAAUGCCCUCGUCACUGGAGGAAGCAGAACAUUUCAUAGGUCAUUUUGACGAUUAUGCGGCUACAAUUCGACAGCCAGACUUAAGACUUUCCUCUGACCCUUUCGAUCUCAGUCUCUCUACAAAUCUCGGUACGAGCAGUGCCAAGGACCCUUCCCGACUGUCGGCUAGGUCUUUUACAUCCGACAAUAAUAACAAGGCCCGAAAUCCUACAUCCGUGGCUGUGACGCGUUCUGCGUUGAUCGAGUAUCCUUUGCGCCUCUCCAACGAAAAGGGCUUCCAAACUGUCAAAGGGCAGCGCAUGUCACUGGAUUCCCGUUUCCCGUUAAUUUUCGGUCCAGUACUUGGAAACGGUAGAGGUAACUGGAGUGGGUCUAUUGGGGCAAGCUCCGUCGCAAAAGGCAGUACCGGAUUUUUGACAGGAACUUUGGCUGGUCGGUAUCAGUUCUCCAACAAUUUGGGUUUUGUGGAGAGUGGGAUUUCUACAGUGGGCGACCACAAGGAAAUUAAGAUAGGAGGAUCGACUGAUAUUGGCUUUUCAAAAUCCACUUUCUCCAGUAUCGACAUUAGUACUCCAAUGAAUCAGCAGCCUACAUGCAAAGCCGACGUUUCCAUUAGUCGAAAACUGAGUGAGUCCUAUACGCUCAAAGGAACUGUAUCUUUGGACCAGAGGUUAUGUUCUUCCGCUGCUGUAUCUACAGGCGUCACGAUAAAUGCACAUACCCAGCACCCUUGGAGGCUUUCGGCAGGCUGGAGCAAAACCUGCUUUCCGUUCUUGUCGUUCUCGGUUUCGCCACGAACGUCAGCAAAGCGCUCAUUCAAUUUAUCGACUCGAUGGUCGGGAGGAUCCGGAUUGAACGUAGGUUUUUCGCUGUCGCAAAAACUGCAACGGGCGAUAUGUAUCAGUAUGGGUAUUCUACGCACAUUCAAGGGAUUGACAUGGACGUUGGUCUGGUCCGAUGCUGACUUGACAGUGCGCAUACCGAUCAUUUUGGAUGCUGGACACAUCAAUCCAUGGUUCACUACCAUGGAAGCCUUUUACGCCAUUGUCUUAAGCCACGCUUUACAAGAAACCAUUAGUCGUGUCUUUAAUGAACUCAAUGGAAAUCAAACCACUGCAGGUAGAGAUGUAAAGCGAGGACAAACAGGGAUGAAAUCGCGGGCCCAGGCGAUACAGCAGCAGAAGCUAAUGGAAUCACGAGCGGUCGCCCGCGUCCGACAAGAAACAAAGGAGAAUGGACUGGUGAUCCAAAAGGCUAUUUACUAUAUUUCGGGUGGUGAUAGCUUCGAUGUAACUGUUCCAAUGCAGUUCUGGGUGUCCGAAUCCUCAAUUAAAUUGGCAGAUGUAUCCAAGAAGAAUCUGCUGGGAUUUUGCCCCUUGGAGUUUCCCGGACAAACCGAGAAAGAAGCUGCUUAUGGAGAAGACCUAGGGAAGUGACAUCUACUCAGAAAGCACAGCCUCGCCUUUUGGUAAAAUACAUAUAUCGGUCAGAGGUAUACGAGAUCUCAGUAAACGACGAUGAGACGUUGUCCUUACCGCAUGACAAUGCAGAACCCCUUACCAAAGCUGGAGCAAAGUAAUAUGGGGCUGAGCUUUAGCUAUGUUUGUAAGGAUAGAACAAGUGAUUUGCUAGCGUCUUAUCCGUGGUUUCUUGUACUGGCCAGGGCGUUGGCGCUGCGUAGCCCAACCUUUGCUUUUAUCUCCCUUGGCUUCGUCCGCAGAUCUGUCUUUUUUGGCACUUGCAAAGGAGAUUGAUGAGUCUAAAUCAACUGCGACUAAGAAGUCAUCCGACGAUUCGUCGCUCGAUUCGGUUUUCUGCAUCCUUGAUGGCUUUAUAUCGGGAAUUGGUUCUUUGUCGUCAUCACUCUCACUGCUACUUUCAGAAGAACUGUCACUACUUGACCUUUCGCCAUAUCUCUCGGAAAUCUUCGAGUGAUGUCGUUUGCUCAAUGAUGAAUCAUCGCUAUCUUCAUCACUGCAAUCUUGUGAUUGAACGGCACCAAGGGUAUGUCCCUCACUAACAUUAGAAAAGGUUUUUUCGCUUGUAGGAUCAUUACCGGCGUUUUCGUCACUGCUCGUCGCCUCUUCUGAGCUGCUGUCAUUGUCGCCUUCGCUUUCCAUGGCUCUUGUGUCACCAAUAGGAAUUUCUUUCUCGAUGAUAGCGUCCACCUUUUCUGCAGCUUUCAUCAUGGCGGUCUGCUCCGAUGCUGCGGUAAAUCGUUUGUCCUCAUUUUCUGACUUUGCUGUCUUGUAUUUCUUCUCCUCCACUCCAAAAAUCUGUUCUUCUUGCGUCAGUGACCAGCCGCUUGGAAGCAUAUCGUACAAUUCGUUCGCUACCCAAGAAAUUCUGGACUGCCUACCGUCCUGCAGAGUCUUCAACACGCGCUCUCGCGUUCGACAUCGUUUAUACAAGGGCCGCCUCGCAUCGACCAUCCGCUUUUUCUGCCGAAAUAGGGGCAUGUACUUGACAUCAUGAGGGUGGUGCGCAACAUAAACCAUGUCUAGUGCAAUUUUAAACAGUUCCUGCUGUCUCGUUUCACUAGAGAUGUUGGGAUUCUUGCGAAUACUCUUCUCCAAACGUGUCAAACGUUGGCGCUCCAAAAAGCGAACGCCGUGAGAUUUUUUCGCGUUUUCUCGCUCUGUACUAACGCGUUCGUUCUGCACAAUAUAUGCUUCCAAUUCUUUAAUUUUCGCUUUAAUCAUCUGCUUGUGGGCUUCAUCCGUGGUCUUUAGGAGUAGCCGCUGCUGUCCCCGAAGCUGCUUCUUGAACGUGCCCCGUUUCGAUUUGGCGUUUUCGGAUUUGCCCUUCCGCCAAGGCUUAAAUUUUCGGUCCAGUCCAUGAGCUGUUGGAGCUCUC
Phaeodactylum tricornutum CCAP 1055/1 is the source of this 2963-nucleotide messenger RNA. RefSeq lists its product with no specific name. The transcript is spliced from 2 exons. The record is from RefSeq and is a predicted model, not a curated record. Bases 110 to 1543 code for a protein of 477 amino acids. NCBI's taxonomy places the organism in Eukaryota, Bacillariophyta, Bacillariophyceae, Surirellales, Neidiaceae. Gene Ontology annotation, biological process: cristae formation.